GUGAGUGGGAGAGAAAGCAAGUGACAACACUGAAACCAUUAUUUUAACAGGCAUUGUGGGCGUGUCUGAACCCACCCACCAGGGUCCCCAUAUGCUGAGCUUUUAUCAGUAGACAGUGGAAUUAGUCUUCGAAUGCAGAUGGUCAACAAAACAAGCAUUUCACUGUGUUCAAAUUGCAUUUUUCCUUCAUGGAGUCCAAAUGAAGAAUUCUUAGCUCCUUUUUUACUCUUAACCCUAGUUCUUAGUGGUUCAUAGCUUCAUCCCUUUAAAAACUCCAGGAAAAUAGAAUUUUGAGGCAGAUAUUCUAAAAUUUUGACACUUUUGCUCAGUUCAUUAAUACUCUGAGCUGUAGGAAAUAGGCCAGGGACUGGGAUAUGAAUAUUAUGGUGUAGCCUUGGGAACGUUUAAGAGCUGGGGGAGUGGAGGGGAGGAAAGACUCCAAAGUGUGCUAGCAAGAUGGGCGUGGUAAUCCCGCCACUCAGGAGGCCAAGGCAGGAGGAUUGGUGUGAGUCUGAGGCCAACCUCAAGUGUAUAAUAACUUCAAGGCCAUAAUGAGACCCUGUCCCAAGAAAAGAAAGAAAGAAAGGGAAGUGUGCUGGUCCUGUUCCUUGGUGCUCCCACAACACCUUCUGGCUUCUGCCUGUUACACUCUGCAGGAUGAUUUCUGAAGUUGCUCUCCUAUGUGGCACAUUUUAUGUGUUUAAUGUUACUUUCCUGGACCUAAUGAAACUUGGUUUUUACAAUUUAUGGCAUAAUCACCACAGAAGGGUUGGGUCUAAAUAUCCAAAAUACAGAAGGGGCAGAGGGAAAGAGAUUUAGGGGCUGGCUGGGACUCAGGCUAGUAGUACCCUGUGGUAGCUGAAACUAUAAGUGUGACUUAACCUCAGGAGAAUAUGCAGGGAGAAGUGGUUGUGGGUGAACCAUAGAAUCUCAGGGGUAAUGAUUCCCCUGCCUUACUUGAAAAGAGAAAAUACAGUCACUGUUGAAGGAGGAGGCUGUGAGGAGUAUCCAGAGAGUAGGAGGCCAGCCAAGGGAGCUGGUGAUGGAGAAUUCUUAUCUUUCUUAUUAGAGGGAGUAUUGCUGGCAAACCUCUGAGGCUAAAGCUUAAAUAGUUAAACAUUGAAGUUCUCAGGUGAGCUCGUGAUCUGUGGGAGGAAAGGAGGCUGGUGUCUUAUUACUCCUGCUCACAGCAUGCCUGGUAACCUGCUGUUGCUCUGAUGCACAGCUUGUUGUGAGGCAUUGUCUCUGAGGCUCCCGUGGUGUGGUGGCAGCUUGGAGUUAAGAAUGGCCCUCUUUCAGCUCCUUGGCCAGCUGCCGUGGCCUUGGUGGCGUUCCACUCCGGUGGUCAGCCCAGGGCUUCUCCCACCCAUGCAAUCCACAGCUGCCACUGCUGAGGGCUUCAGCAGCCCACUCUUUGAGACCUAUACCCUCCCCACCUUCAAGUUCCAGCCUCGCUGUGAGAGCAUAGACUGGAGGCGUAUUAGUGCUCUGGAUGUGGACCGUGUGGCUCAGGAACUGGAUGUGGCCACUCUGCAGGAGAACAUCACUGGUGUCACCUUUUGCAACUUGAACCAGGAGGUGUGCAGCCGCUGUGGGCAACCUGUGGACCCAGUGCUGCUCAAGGUGCUGCGCCUGGCACAGCUUAUCAUUGAGUACCUGCUACACUGCCAGGAUUGCCUGAGUGCCAGUGUUGCCCAGCUAGAGGCACGGCUGCAGGCCAGCCUGGGCCAGCAGAAGCGUGGCCAGCAGGAGUUGGGCCGCCAGGCUGAUGAGCUCAAGGGUGUACGGGAGGAGAGUCGCCGGCGUCGAAAGAUGAUCAGCACCCUCCAGCAGCUGCUGAUGCAGACAGGUGCCCACAACUACCAUGCGUGCCCCUUGUGUGACAAGACAUUCAUGAAUGCCACCUUUCUCCGGAGCCACAUUCAGCGUAGGCAUGCGGGCGUGGCAGAAGCUGGAAAGCAGAAGCAGCAGGAACAGCCAGCUGAGGAGCUGCUGGAGGAGCUGAGAGCCAAGCUGAAGUGGACCCAAGAGGAGCUGGAAGCCCAGAGGGAGGCUGAGAAGCGGCGCCGGCUCCAGGAAGCAGAGAUUACUCAUCAGAGGGAAAUAGAAGUGAAGAAAGAAUUUGAUGAAUGGAGAGAAAAAGAGCGGACCAAGCUUUAUGGAGAAAUAGACAAGCUAAAACAAUCACUUUGGGAUGAAUUUAAAGCUGUUGCCAAUCAGAACUCUACACUAGCUGAGAAACUGCAGGCUCUGCAGUCCCACAGCGUGACGGAGUCCAAUCUCGGGUCACUGCGGGAUGAGGAGUCUGAGGAACGACUCAGACAGGCACAAGAACUCCAGGCCCUGAGAGAGAAGAUGGAGACUCAGAAAACAGAGUGGAGGAGAAAAUUGAAGGAACUGCAGGAGGAGCGUGUGACAGAGAGGAGAGAGCUGCAGGAGGAGAAUGAGAGGCUGCAGGCCUCUCUGUCCCAGGAUCAGAGGAAGGCAGCCACCCAGGCCCAGCGCCAGAUCAAUACCCUCCGUGCCCAACUGCGGGAACAAGCCAAGCUCAUCGCCUCACAGGAGGAGAAGAUCCAGAACUUGUCCCUCAGGAAGACAGAGCGGAUCCAAGAGAUGCCAAAGGCUGUGGACACAGAGGUGGAUUCUCCUGAGGAAGAGCUGGAGGACUCUGGAGAUGAGCAGCAGCAGGUGCUGGCUGCCCUAAGGCGGAACCCCCCAUUGCUGAAGCAGUUCCGACCCAUCCUGGAGGACACCCUGGAAGAGAAGCUGGAAAGCCUGGGGAUAAAGAGGGAUGCAAAGGGAAUCGCCGUUCAGACUCUCAGACACCUGGAGUCCGUACUGAAAGCCCAGCGGGAGCAGAAGGCCAAGAAGUUUUCUGAAUUUCUGAAUCUGAGGAAAAAGCUCGUCAAAGAAGCCACCAUCAGAGUGAAGGAGAGACAGAGCAGGGAUGUGGUGUCCCAGCUCGAUGGCCAGCCUCCAGUCAAAAGCCAGCGGAGUACACUGCUCACCAGAGAGGUUCGGCCAAAGAGCAGGACCCUGCCUGUGGCAUUGCCAUCCAAGCAGUCAGAGCCAUUCACACCAGCUCUUCAGAGCCACAGCAGCCAUGGCGCUGGCUUGACCCAGGUGUCUGUCCCGACUCCGCGCCCCAGAGGGCACAGACGCUCCAGCACCCCUGCAUCACAGGGCCCAGGACUGAGCAGCACGCCUCCAUUCAGUUCUGAGGAGGACUCAGAGGGAAAGGCUGUGCAUCACGUGUCUCUUCAGACCCCGAAAGUUCCUUCCAAGAUGGUGCCCAAGCAGGAGAAUGACUGGGACUGGUCUGACACUGAGUCCUCGGAAGAGAGCGCCCAGCCCCCUGGCAAGGGCUCAGGUGGCCUGGAUUCCUCUGGAACACUGGUGCAGUCGAUCGUGAAAAAUCUCGAGAAGCAGCUUGAGGCUCCAGUGAAGAAGCCUGCUGGAGGGGUCAGUCUGUUCUUAAGGCCUAACAACGGACCACAGAGGGCUGCUGUUCCAGGAAGGAAGCCUCAGCUUUCUGAAGAUGAGAGUGACUUGGAGAUCUCUUCCUUGGAAGAUCUGUCCCAGGACUUGGACCAGAGACAGAAACCAAAGCCCUUGUUCCGCUCAAAGCUCCUGGAGAAGACUGAUGCCAGUGUUUGGAGCUCUGGCCGACCCAGGGUCCCUGGCUGGUGAUCCUGCCCAGGUCUUGCUGGAAGGGGGCAGCCUUGUAACCUACCUGGGCCACCUUGGAGCACACAUCCCAUCAGGAGAGGCUGCUGGGCUCUUUCUUUCCCUGGCAACCUUCAGGGAAAAGCAGAGCAGGGGCCAGGUGUGACCUUUCCCUCCUCUGCCUUCUGCAGGGAGUCAGGGGUACCUGGCAGGGUACCCUAGUUCCCAAACCUUGAGAAAUGGUUAUAACAGGAAGCCAUGUAGUUUCCACCCUCCAUUUCCAUGUCUACUCCAAACUGAAAAGAGUUAUUCAGUCAUUCUUCUGAUCCUUUUUUUUAAAUUCGCAGGAUUGAUCUGCAGGGUUUCCAGAUACUGUUCCACAUUCAGUUAUUGAGUACCUAUUCUGCUGGGUUCUUCAGCCUCUCAUUAAUGAUUUGGGGUACAGGCAGCAGUGGGGAGGGUGGAGUAUUUACAUCCAGGGUCACUAGGUACUAACAGUGACAGAGAUUGGGGUAUUUUGGGAGCACAGAAGAGGCCAACUUCUGAGAGUUGUGAUAUCUGUAAGCCUUGUUCACGGGUGGGAGGAAAAGAGAGCCCCUUGACUGAGGCUUCAUGUCCCCAAAGGACCGCAGAUUUAAUUUUUAAUAUUAUUUCAAAAAUCAAGACAUGCACAUAGCCACUGUAUUUUUUUUAGUAUGAAAAUAUUAAUUUAUUAUAUGCAAACAUUUAAAUAUAGUAUGAUACAUAUAA
Messenger RNA from Cavia porcellus (domestic guinea pig), 4416 nucleotides. RefSeq names its product DAZ interacting zinc finger protein 1 like (gene Dzip1l). NCBI's taxonomy places the organism in Eukaryota, Metazoa, Chordata, Mammalia, Rodentia, Caviidae. Gene Ontology annotation, cellular component: ciliary basal body; cytoplasm. The coding region runs from base 1285 to 3690 and encodes 801 amino acids. The record is from RefSeq and is a predicted model, not a curated record. Gene Ontology annotation, biological process: cilium assembly. The transcript has 16 exons.